Etheostoma spectabile (orangethroat darter) is the source of this 2926-nucleotide messenger RNA. RefSeq names its product coiled-coil domain containing 85A, like (gene ccdc85al). NCBI's taxonomy places the organism in Eukaryota, Metazoa, Chordata, Actinopteri, Perciformes, Percidae. The coding region runs from base 436 to 1857 and encodes 473 amino acids. The record is from RefSeq and is a predicted model, not a curated record. The transcript has 4 exons.
CUGUCUGUGCACAUCGGGCUCUCUCCCCUCUCCCUCGCAGUGGGCUGAACCUACAGGCGGCAGGUGUGUGCACCGACUGUCCGCCGAAGCUUUUCUCACUUUGGCCACGUUUGGGACCAAAUUUGGAUCCUAAACCACUCACACCGUGAGUAGGCUGGCCACAGUACACCCUGGCUGGCUGUGAGGAUGUUGCAGUGAUAGACAGCACAGCAGAGAAGCUUAUCCACGGUAUCACACUCAGCCGGCAUCGUCAGCUGUUGCGCUAGCAGAGAGUAGAAGAGUCGGGAGCUACAGAAAAAGGCCAAACUAUGCGACUGACUUUCUGCCGGUAACCGUUUUCCACCUUUAGUCGACAGGGGAGCGGAUGCGAGCAGAGGUUGUCAACGAGCCUCUGACUAUUUUCUGCCCUUUGUCGGUGCCGGAGGAGCUGUGCCAAUGGAGAAAGCGACUCCGCCGCCCCUGCCUCAGCUCCAGCUGUCGAUAGCGAAGACUGAAAGUCCAGCGGAGGACAUCUCCGGAUUGACUGACGAGGAUCUGCUCAAGUGGACCAAGGAGGAUCUGGUGCGUCGGCUGAGGCGGUCUGAGGCCGAUAAGAUGAGCGUGAUUCUGGACCACGGCAAUCUCAUCCGAGAGGUCAAUCGCAGCCUCCAGCUGCACUUGAACGAGAUCAGGGGGCUGAAGGAUAUUAACCAGAAGCUGCAGGAAGACAACCGUGAGCUGCGGGACUUGUGCUGCUUCCUGGACGACGACCGCCAGAAAGGCAAGCGUGUAUCCAGGGAGUGGCAGCGUUUGGGACGUUACAGUGCCAGCAUCAUGCGCAAAGAGGUGACCCUCUACCUCCAGAAACUCAAGGAGCUGGAGCUUCGGCAGGAGGAGGUGAUCCGGGAGAACCUGGAGCUGAAGGAGCUCUGCCUGCUGCUGGACGAGGAGAAGGGGGUGGUAGGCGGAGGAGGUGGCGGCGGAGGAAGUGUAGGGGGAGGGACUGUAGGGAUGGGAGGGUGCCGCAACUCAAUAGACAGCCAGAGUAGUUUGCUGCUUGUGCCCGGGCAGGGGCUCCUGAUGAGAGACGUGGGGGACGGGAGCAGCACAUCCAGCGCAGGGAGCGCAGACAGCUCGGAUCACCCUCACCACAAGCAGCUUCAUCAGGCUCCAGGGGUGGGUGGGGUUGGAAGUGGUGGGGAAAAAGGGAGCCCUGAGCUUGUGCACAAACCCAGGUGUAGCAGCAUCAGUGGAAUAGGAGGCGGGAGUGGAGGAGACAGGGAGGUGUCCAGCCCUGAGCACCCUGCUGGGCGCCUCCGGAGUACAAGCCUGGAGUACCCAUACACCUUGCCCCAGCUCUGCCGGCCCCGCUGCGGCUCCAUAUCUGUGCCUGACCACAGUCGAGUUAUGAGGGGCCUCAGCCCAGAAAAAUACGGUAGGAACGUGGGCCGACGCAGUCCGGAGCAGCACCCCAAGCACCACAGCUCUGAUCUCCUCCUGGGCCAGAGGCAGCACUUCCUGGGUCAGGGAGGCAGCGGGGAGCUCUAUCAGAGGCACCACAGAAGCAGCAUUAGCAGCACAGGCUGCGGGAGCCCUGAGCCCCGGCAGGCACAUUUAGGGGCCACUGAGCAUCAUGAAAAGGGCUGCAUGGUCCAGGGGAACAGCCCCGAAACUCAUAGGCACCAAUUUAGUAUGAGCCCUGACCAUGUGAAGUUUGGCAGCCCUGUGAGGGAUGGGCAGAGAAGGCCGGCUGGCGACGAGCUGUCGCCACACCAUCGGAGCAUCUACAAUGGCAUGAACGCCUUGAUAUCAGCCGGCUGCUGCACCAACAACUGUAGAAAUGUCAAGCUAUGGGACAGCUUUGAUGCCUCGUCUUGACCCAAACUUGACCAGCUAGUCUCCUCAAACAGAGGAGAGGGGGUGGUGACAGUGGUACAGCCCUCUUGCAUCUCUGGCCUUGAUAAACACAAGGGCCCCUUGACGCCAUCCUCCACGACUCUGGAUGGUCUGACGUGUCGCGUCAACAGCCUGCCUCCAUGUUUUUUUUUCAACGUAUCGAGAGUUUGAGCAAAGAGGGGGCAGGGAGUUUUGGGUGGAAUGCUAUUAGUACGGUUGGUAAAAUUCACAAAGACUGCCGGAGCUAAAUGGAUUAGAGUGGAUAUCUCUCCCUUCCACCUGUGACACGGCCACCUCCCGGAGAGCACUCAAAGAAUGGGAGGGGCGCCGGGGAUCGGUGAGAGAAGAUGUAGAGGAAUCUGCACUGUUUGUGCCGCUGCCCUCUGUUUACAAAUGUACAUCAUUGGUGGAGAAGCACAUACAUUGAACUUCUUUCUGAACCUUUAUUUUACAGCACUUUUCCCUCUUUCUCCUAUUUCACUACCUGUUUUCCCAGUUUUUCCCGUCUCUUCUUCAUCUUCAGAUAUCCAUCAUCUCCCAAGUGUGUAAUGAGACUGGUGUAAUUUACGUUCUGUCUCUCAGUCUCCAAAUCCAGCUAAUCACAUGAUUACCAUUUUAUUCAACGUUAAAUUUUAACUGAAUUUAAAAACAAAACAAAAAGCAUAUUUGUCAAAGAUGUACUAGCAAAGACAAAAAAAACCUCUUCCUGUGUCUUAAACCAAGAUGGUCAUCAUUACUAGCUGCUGACAGAUGUUCUAGUUCUAUAAGAUGCAAUGUUCAGGUGUUAUUUUUCUUUUUUGUAUUAUCUUCUUUGCUCCCUUAAAGCACCUAUAUCAAAGCUGGGGAGAAGAUUAUAUGUUUCUCCAUAUUGUUGUUGUUUUUUUACAAGGAAGUAAAGUCCAAGUAAAAGUAGAUUAUUGGAUUAGUUUUCUAUAUAUCUCUAUAUAUAAAUAUAAUAUGAUUAUUAUUUUUGACUUACUGGUAUUAGAACUAUUAUAUGAAGAUGCACAUGAUAUAUAUAUCAAAUAAUAAACAGACUUCUUUAUGUAAA